AUGGCAAAUCCUUUCCGGCAGCUCCCCGGAUUAGCCUGCGAGGAAUGUCGACGACGCAAAGCGCGGGCCCAACGAGGGCCCAAAAAGGGUCAGAUCAGGGCCCUCCGCAACAGAGUUCAUACUCUUGAGCGCCUUGUUUCCGAGCAGAAACAUCCAGAGCAAUCAUUUGCAACAGCAACUGACGCAGCGGUAACAGUCGAGCAAAUGGAGCCUUCCCCAGAGAUCACAAGCACAGAGAUUCCGCCUAUCUGGGACUUGGAUGCAAUCCUUCCGCCCAUUUUCGAGCCCUUUCUGACGGAACUGAGGGACCAACAUCUGCCUCAUAUUAGCUCGACAACGGAAGGCAGCUCCUAUGGCAGCCAAGCUAACUAUGAUGAUCAAAUUUCGGUUCUUGUGCGCGAUGAUCUAGUAUCGGUAUACUUCGAGCGUGUGCAUCCAAACAUACCAAUCAUUCAUAAACAGCGAUAUUUUGACAUGAUAGAGCAGCAAAGCCUAUCGAAGAGCCAAAACUGUCUCCAACUGGCCGUCCAGGCCGCUGCGGCAGCAUCAACGGCGCAGCUGCUGGAAUUGAGUGCCACUCUGUACGAAAAAGCAUGCGCGGCCCUCGAAACAGUUGAGAUUAAUGGAUCACUUGGCCAAAUGAACGAUAUUCUGAUUGAGCUGGAGUAUGUCCAGGCAUUGCUUCUGAUAGCAUACUAUGAAGCUCUGCGCCUGCCGCAAUAUAAAUGUAUACUUACGUCUGGGCGGGCAUUUCGCUUAACUCAGCUUUUGCGGCUGCACGAGAUCGACAAGGCAGCCCCUCUCGAGCCGGUUCUGGGCGAUGUGUUCGUUCGAGAAGAGGAGCGAAGGCGCACAUUCUGGAUGGCGUACUGUUUUGAUCGGCUUUUGAGCAUUCGACAUGAAUUACCUCUUACUCUACACGAGGAAGCACUCCCGAAUCCAGUUUCCAGGACAGCAGACCGCAACCCAGUUGACUUUUGCACCGAGCACCAGGAGAUUAGAGAGUGCCUGCAGCACAGAAUGCAGACUAUGUCGAAGCACAUCCCCGUAUCAGCCGCGGUUGUAGACUCCACCUUGAGCUUCGCGCAUAUUCUGGCUUGCAAUUUGAUGAUCGACUUGAAUGAAGUGGCUGAAGGCAUGGCUUUGGGAAUGGACGAGCAUCAGAAAUCAGUCACAAUCUGUCUUCCACGGGCACUUGAUGCCUGUAAAGAGAUUGUGCGUUUGGCCAAGAGCUCUGCUCGACUUGCCAAGUUCAAGGCACACGUAUUCUUACCCGCAUUACUUUCACGCACUAUGGGCUUCCUUAGCAGCCAUAAUCCGCAUGCACAAUCCAACGAGAUAGAUGAGUUGAUUUCCGUUCUCCAGGUUCUAAGGUGCAUGAAUCGGCAGGCAGAAGAGCUGGUCUAUGAGUGGGGCGACGUAACCACGCAGUUAUAA
Molecule: messenger RNA, 1437 nt
Organism: Penicillium pulvis
Lineage: Eukaryota; Fungi; Ascomycota; Eurotiomycetes; Eurotiales; Aspergillaceae
Product: fungal specific transcription factor domain-containing protein
Exons: 7
Coding region: 1-1437 (478 amino acids)
Biological process (GO): DNA-templated transcription
Cellular component (GO): nucleus
Molecular function (GO): zinc ion binding; DNA binding
Source: RefSeq, a predicted model, not a curated record